AUGUCGGGGUUCAGCCGCCCUUGCCCGAGCUGGUGUUUUGCUGGGAGUUUUUCUCACCGCCGGGGAUGGCGGUUGGGGUUUCUGGGUGUUACUGAGCUAACAGUUCCCUCGCCCCGUCUAGCGGCAGUACUGCGCCCGUCGGGGCUGGAUGAUGAUGGAUCCUUGCUGGAGCUGGGGGUUGAUGGUGUUGCUCUGUCUUCUUGUGCCGGGGGCCGCCUGAGCUGGGAGGUCUCCAUCACCAAGGUGGGGACGCAGGGACCCGGCUGGCUGUCCCUCAGCAUCCCCAACGUCACUGACUGGAGCUUGGAGCUCCAGUGCUUCGGCAGUUUUGGGCAGCAACGGGUUAUCACCAGCACCACCCUCCGUGCUUACCGGUUGUCACCCCCCCAAAUUUACCUAGAGGGUGACAUAGUGGCGGGCAAAGAGGCGCGUGUCACCUGCAACACGUCUGCUCAGGUCUCCCCCGGCGAACCCCCAAAUCUCCACCUGACGCUGCAGGGUGAGGGGCUCCCCCGCAGCACCCACCAAGGUCCCUCCGUGGGGUUGGAUUUCACGGCGCGGCCGGAGCAGCACAACCGGCAGUUGACGUGCAAGGCCGUGUUACAGCUCGGGCGCCAUAUGGUCAACGCCAGCACCACGGCCGUGCUGCAGGUCUGGGCCGCCCCCCACAAUGUCUGUGUGAGGGCACAGCACACUGUCUUCACCACCGGUGACAACCUCACGGUGAUGUGCCGGGCGGAGGGGAACCCCCCACCGCGGCUCCGCUGGGAGUUACCCACCAACAGCAGCUGGGAGCUGUGGGACGGCGGCGCCACCGUCACCAUCCCGGCCGCCCAACGGGAGCACGGCGGCACCUACCGCUGCCUGGCCGAGAACCGCUACGGUGCCGGUGCUGCCAGCGUCGACAUCCUCUUCCAAGGAUCCUCCCGCAGUCCUGUGAUCCCCAUAGCCGUAACCUUGGCCGUGGUGAUGGCCGUACUGGUCGCUGUCACCCUCUCCUGGUGGUUUUACCAUGCCCGAGGCUGGAAGCCGAUGCCGGAUGGAUCCCAGCCCGACUAGUCCUGCCUGGCUGGGCCGUACGUGGGAGCCAAGAGAGAUUGUUUUAUUUUUAA
Messenger RNA from Phalacrocorax carbo (great cormorant), 1112 nucleotides. NCBI's taxonomy places the organism in Eukaryota, Metazoa, Chordata, Aves, Suliformes, Phalacrocoracidae. The record is from RefSeq and is a predicted model, not a curated record.